Rhea pennata is the source of this 3262-nucleotide messenger RNA. It is a transcript of the gene TGIF2, whose product is annotated as TGFB induced factor homeobox 2. The transcript is spliced from 2 exons. Lineage: Eukaryota; Metazoa; Chordata; Aves; Rheiformes; Rheidae. The record is from RefSeq and is a predicted model, not a curated record. Bases 151 to 1011 code for a protein of 286 amino acids. Gene Ontology annotation, biological process: negative regulation of transcription by RNA polymerase II. Gene Ontology annotation, molecular function: DNA-binding transcription repressor activity, RNA polymerase II-specific; RNA polymerase II cis-regulatory region sequence-specific DNA binding.
AGCUGGCCUCUGCAGACAUCGGGUUAUUCCUACCCUCAGCCUGCUUAGGAGGGGGGUCACCUGGCCCCCUUGCAUUUGAGGUGGUGAGGGGGACCGUAUUGCUGUGUGCCUCACCCCACUUUCUCCACUCUGUAGCUGGGACACCACGUGAUGUGGUGCUGUUUGGUUUCCACCUUACUAGGCUUUGACCAGGGAAGAUCUGUGGGCAGCUUCGCCAUGUCGGAUAGUGACCUCGGGGAGGAUGACGGCGCCACAUCUCUGGACCUGUCUCAGGCAAACAAAAGGAAAAGAAGGGGAAAUCUGCCCAAGGAGUCUGUGAAGAUCCUUCGAGACUGGCUGUAUGAGCACCGCUUCAAUGCCUACCCCUCCGAACAGGAGAAGCUCAGCCUCUCUGGACAGACCAGCCUCUCUGUGCUGCAGAUCUGCAACUGGUUCAUCAAUGCCAGGAGACGGCUGCUCCCCGACAUGCUGCGCAAGGAUGGGAAGGACCCCAAUCAGUUCACCAUCUCUCGCCGAGGGAGCAAAGCUGGUGACGUGGCCGUGCCGCGAGGGGCUGCCGCGGGCUCUGGUGUGGUGGUGGUCCCUCCUGUGACGGCUGCGGCCGCGGGGGCCUCCAAGAUGCUCUCGAUGUCCGUGUGCCCGCAGGUACUGUGCCACCCUGCCCAGGCGCUGGGCAGCAACCUCACGGUGGUGAGCACCUGCAGCCCCGACAGGGAGAAGCAGCCCAGCUCGCAGCGCGUGGAGUCAGACCCUCACCCCAAAUCGCAGCUGGGUGCCACCGGCAGCACCAUGGCCUUGCUGGCCCGGGCCGACGCAGCCAGCCCCACAAGCGGACUCUUCAACACGCCGCCUCCGACGCCCCCUGAGCUCUUCGGUGAUGACUUCAGCAGCUUCCAGCUCCUGGUGGAAGUGGCGCUGCAGAAAGCAGCUGAGCUGGAAUCGCAGAGGCAGAGCGGGCAGCUGCCCCUUUUGCCCCAGACUGAGCCCCCAGGAGUCUCCGUCUCCAAAUAAACCUCCCAGGCCAGUUCCCGCUAGGGUGCCCUUCCUUGGGGCCUCCUGACUCCUCCCAGCUGCAGGUCCCUUUCCUCCAGCCAGGCCAGGGUCUGCCUGCGCCUCCCCAACCAGCUCAUCUCAAAAGUGGACUUCUGCAAGCCCGAGGGACUCCGGCAUCUUUGUUGGCUUGGGGUGGGGGGGGCGGAGGAGAGGGAGGAUUGUCCCAUCAUGUCAUCCUUUGGUUGUCCACGUGCUCUGGAGAUAGCUGGCUUCCCUCGGAGCCCCUUUCCACGCCAGCCCCAGCGAGGACGGUGCCUUGGGAGGUGCCGGAGGGAUGCAGCCACAGCAGUCUGGCCGUUGUGGAAGGACCUUUGCAGAUAACUGACCUCCUCUUACCACAGCUGUCCAUGACCGUGUCAGGCUGUGGCGCCCCUCUGGAAAACCUGACUUUCUUCUUUGCUUCUCUGUAAACAAGGGUCCAGCCAAAACUGUUUCUUCAGGGUGUGACAGAGAGAAACUUUGUUUUUCUUCUCUUAGUUCAUGUUUUUUUUUCUUUUUUUAAGGAUUAUGGAUGGAAAGGUUUUUUUCUCCCAAAGCUCUCUGAUCUCCUUUUUUAUUUUUAUUUUUUUCCUUCCUUGCUUCCUUGCUUCCUUCCUUGCUUCCUUUCUUUCUUCUUCUUCUUUCUACCUUGUUCCCCUCUCUGGUAUCUUGUGCUGGCCGGGUGCCCUGCAUUGCUUGGGGAAGGAUAAAGCUCAAAUGAACUGGAAACCUGAAGUCUGUGGCAUAUUCUUGCACCGAAAAGAAGUGAGACCCUCCUCUUCUGUCUUAGGGUAUUGCAGAUGCUGCCAGCAGAAAUCUCCAUGGUGCUGUUCAGCAAGUUUGUUUUGAAACAUUUUUCCCUUUAAUUGUGAUUUUAUUGUACAUUUUUUUUCCCUCUACAAGCAUUUCUGCAGCUUCCCUGUGUUUCUCUUGAGUUCCUGCUGAAGAUGUGCACGUUGUAGCCGGGAACAGCGCGCGCCCAGAGCCUGGAAACUCUGACCACGGGCAGCUGCCAGCAGGGAGUGGUGGAUGCGAAUCUGAGACUGUGAAAUCUUGUAUCCAGCUUGUUUUUAUUUUAGUUUUUUCAUGUUUGGAAGGAUGCACAUUUGGCGUGCAAGCAGUCUGUGUGUUCUUUUGCAAGUGCAAGGCAUGCAGCCCCAGGAUGGCAGUCCCAGGAAAGCAGAGGUGUCUUUAGCCAGUGCUGAUGAGCCGCCCACGAAACGCGGGGUGGUUCGCAUCCCUUCCAUCACUUCCCUUUUCCCUCUCGAGGGCUGCGUGCUGUUGUGCCCGGUUGCACUGGGGACCUCUAAUGAUGAGCUAGUGUCUGCUGGGAGCUGGACUGGGCAUCCCCUCGCCCUAGGGACAGGUGCCCGCGCCCCAGGGGAUCACUCGCCGUUGCCAGGGCUCCAGGUGCUGCGGAAGUCCUGGGGCUAAGCUAGUGCUGUUUCACUGUAAAAUGUAAGUUAAAUAGCGAUACGUACGCACCUAUAGUAUCUAUCCUGAGAAACACUAAUCCUAGGUUAUUAGCCUGAUUAUUAAGUUGCAUGAAUAGAGAUAUUAAUGUCCUCAGGACCUUGAGCACGGGCGCUGGAGCCAGUGCUGCCAGGAUGGGCCGCAGGGGAAAGCACUGGUUUUGGAGGGGGUCUCCCCCCCGCCUUGUUUUGGGGAAAGCUGACAGCAGAAGAGACAUGAAGGGUGACUAGAGAGAAUUCCCAAGCGCUGGCAUGGGCUGCAGGAAGGUCUGAUGGGGGUGCGUGGCAUUGGCUGAGUGCCCGCAGAGCACCUGGCUGGGAAGGAUGUGGCGGGGCAGAACUGCCCCGGGGCUGAUGCCUGUGGCACAGCCUUGGCUCCCGUCGGGGCAGGACUGCAGCCUUUGCGCCUCUGCCUUCAUUCUGGGGCCAAAUGUUUAGGGGCCUCCUUGUCACUCUUAUAUUGCUCUUUCCUCUCCUCCAUUCUUAAGUGCUGUCUCACCUGCAAGCGGGGGGAAAAGCUUUUCCCUCCUUCCCCCCCCCUUAUUUUUCCCCCUCCCCUUUUCUGCCCCCUCUUCCCCCAGCGGAGCAGAGCAGCGUGAUAUGGCUGUGCCCACACUGGGCCUGGCCAGGCUGCCCCAGAGCAUGGGCUGGGAGGAGGUGGGCUGGGGGACUUUAACUGAAUUGAGGUUUGCAGAGCGCAAAAAAAACAAAAACAAAAAAACAAAAACAAAAAAAAAAACUACUGUAAAUAACUUGUU